AUGCGAAGAACGUUCACAAAUUUGUUUGCCGGCUUGUUGUGCGUAACAACUGUUCUCUAUUUCUUUCUUUACGACGCAGGCAGUCGAGUUCGGACUUUUUUGGCAAAGGGCACCGGGCAAAUUCGACUUUUCAACCAUUUUCCGCCGCCAGAAGUGCCUCACAAGACCGUACAUGUGGAUAAAAAUCGCCCUGUUGUUGUUAUCGGCGAUAUACACGGAUGCUUUGAUGAAUUUGAAGAUCUCCUCGACCUGGUCAAAGAGGAAGUCUACGGUGGUAGGGCUGGAAACUUUGCCUUGCAACUCUUUCUUGUUGGGGACUUGGUUAACAAAGGUCCGAAGUCCGCUGAAGUUGUCAAAAAGGUUCGUGAAAUGGUGGAAACUGGAAGCACUCAUGUUGUUCGCGGUAAUCACGAAGAAGCGUUGCUGGAAGAGUGGUCCACCACAAAUUCUUUGACAAGAAGAUCCAAGUACAGUUACAUUAGCAAGUUGUCCUCUACUGACAUUGAGUUUAUCCUACAACUUCCGUACACGAUUUCUAUUCCAGCACUUGGAUGGAUGCUCGUUCACGCGGGAUUAGAUCCACAGAAGAGUCUUGAACAUCAAGAGCCUGACUACAUGGUCCGCAUGCGCAAUUUUAACAAUGACAAGCCGACCCAUCUCAUCGACGAAGGCGAGCCUUGGGUCACCCGAUGGGAAAAUGAAGGCGAGUUCCGCGUCAUCUUCGGUCACGAUGCCAGAAGGCGACUUCAACAAGGCGAGAACUAUCUUGGUCUGGACACGGGAGUUGUUUACGGCGACCGGCUAACUGCUCUUAUUCGAUUUCCUACAGGAGAAGAAAAAUUUCUGUCAGUACCGGCGAAAGAAGCAUAUGAACCAAUCAAAGGAGUGAUGUACCAUCGUUAA
Messenger RNA from Oikopleura dioica, 903 nucleotides. The record is from the annotation of a GenBank genome assembly. Lineage: Eukaryota; Metazoa; Chordata; Appendicularia; Copelata; Oikopleuridae.